This is a messenger RNA of Gorilla gorilla gorilla (western lowland gorilla), 1555 nucleotides long. RefSeq names its product S100 calcium binding protein A13 (gene S100A13). The record is from RefSeq and is a predicted model, not a curated record. Gene Ontology annotation, cellular component: perinuclear region of cytoplasm. The coding region runs from base 1162 to 1458 and encodes 98 amino acids. NCBI's taxonomy places the organism in Eukaryota, Metazoa, Chordata, Mammalia, Primates, Hominidae. Gene Ontology annotation, molecular function: calcium ion binding; calcium-dependent protein binding. The transcript is spliced from 5 exons.
UCCUCCUAAAAUGUCUGCAUUUACCCAGAUAAUCUUCCAAUGGAAAUCCAUGGUUCAAGUGCCACCUCUUCAGGAAAGCCAUCUGACUUCAAUCAGGCAGCAGUGGAUGGUGCAGGGGAAAGAGGUGGGAAGGAGGUCCUGGGAGGGACGCUGGAUGUCUUACCCCAAGCUGGGCCUUGCAGUACCUGUGGCUGGCUGUGCUGGUUGAGCCGGAAUCGACCACGGAAAUUUGACACCUCCGGGCUUGGAAGCAGCUCUCUCCUCCUUCCCCGCUGCUUAUAAACCUCAGCCCUGAGGCUCCAGCUCACUCUGCCCCAUCUCCUUGCCUGGUGAGUCUCAUGGCUGACCCUGGAGGGAGGCUGGAGAUCAUUUUUUCUUCCUGGGCUCCUAGGUCCCUCCCCCAGAGCCAGCUCAGACAGGAAUUCAGGAAGCAGCUUUGGAUGAUCGAGCAACAGUGCGUGCAGGAGUGCGUGACGGGGUGGACAGAAAAGAGAAUGCCUCUUCCAGCCCCACCCGCUGCACCCCAGGGGGUUGUGAGUGCCUGUACUAAACCCGUCCUGGAGCAGGGAGUCAGAGACGCCCCGUUCCAGGACCCUUGUCACCGGGAGACAGGAGCGGGGAGGAUCUGUGGGGUCCUGGGUUCAGCACUCUGCCCUGCUGCCGCUGAGGAGAGGUAAGGGUGGAGCGGGACAGAGAAAAUGGGUCUGUUCAGACGGAGCCAGCUCUGACCAAAGGGGACAUUUGCCAGACCCUGUGCUUCUCUGCUGGGAGGAGCGGUUAGAGUGUGUGUGGGCGGAUACGAGUGGCCAGAGACCAGGGCCCAACAUAAACAAGCUUUGGAGACAAACAACCUUAUGACCUGUGAGGCUGGGUGAGACAAGAAGGGAUUCUUGAGACAGACACGCCACAGAGGGGCCACCAGACUCGAAGGACUCCAAGAAGGACCCUCAACUGAAGACCUCCUCUCAAGUAGAGGGGUCUCCAGAUCGAGGGAUCACCACAGAGGGGUCCCUAAGCCACAGACAUUUAAAAAGGACCCCAGAUUGUGAGACCUACAGAAGAGGGGGUUUCUGGAGCUGAAUCUCCUGCCCCCACCAAAAGUCAGCCCUGACAAAGGUCAGCUAGCCCCUUGAGGACAUCAGCUUUGGCCUCAGGGUCCUAAUGGCAGCAGAACCACUGACAGAGCUAGAGGAGUCCAUUGAGACCGUGGUCACCACCUUCUUCACCUUUGCAAGGCAGGAGGGCCGGAAGGAUAGCCUCAGCGUCAAUGAGUUCAAAGAGCUGGUUACCCAGCAGUUGCCCCAUCUGCUCAAGGAUGUGGGCUCUCUUGAUGAGAAGAUGAAGAGCUUGGAUGUGAAUCAGGACUCGGAGCUCAAGUUCAAUGAGUACUGGAGAUUGAUUGGGGAGCUGGCCAAGGAAAUCAGGAAGAAGAAAGACCUGAAGAUCAGGAAGAAGUAAAGCCGCCUGGCUGAGAUGGGGGUGGGCAGGGCAGGGCUGGUCAGGGCCGAGCAGAACCGCACUCUUCCCAAAUAAAGCUUCCUCCUUGAAACACAAA